Messenger RNA from Phodopus roborovskii (desert hamster), 1466 nucleotides. It is a transcript of the gene Zdhhc18, whose product is annotated as zinc finger DHHC-type palmitoyltransferase 18. NCBI's taxonomy places the organism in Eukaryota, Metazoa, Chordata, Mammalia, Rodentia, Cricetidae. Gene Ontology annotation, molecular function: protein-cysteine S-palmitoyltransferase activity. Gene Ontology annotation, cellular component: Golgi apparatus; endoplasmic reticulum. The transcript has 9 exons. The record is from RefSeq and is a predicted model, not a curated record. Gene Ontology annotation, biological process: protein targeting to membrane; peptidyl-L-cysteine S-palmitoylation. Bases 40 to 1269 code for a protein of 409 amino acids.
GGCCCGCGGGGCGCGGAGCCGAGGCCCGCGGCCGGCCGCAUGAAGGACUGCGAGUACCAGCAGAUCAGCCCCGGGGCCGCCCCGCCGCCCGCCUCCCCCGGGCCGCGCCGCCCCGGGCCCGCCGCGCCCCCCGCUCCGAGCCCCGGGCCCGCGCCCGGAGCACCGCGCUGGAGCGGCAGCGGCAGCGGCAGCGGCAGCGGGAGCCUGGGCCGCCGGCCUCGGCGUAAGUGGGAGGUGUUCCCCGGCCGCAACCGCUUCUACUGCGGCGGCCGCCUCAUGCUGGCCGGCCACGGCGGCGUCUUCGCGCUCACGCUGCUGCUCAUCCUCAGCACCACCGUCCUCUUCUUCGUCUCCGACUGUCCCUACCUGGCCAGCAAACUGACCCUGGCCAUCCCCAUCAUUGCUGCCAUCCUCUUCUUCUUCGUCAUGAGCUGCCUCCUGCAGACCAGUUUUACUGACCCUGGCAUCCUACCCCGGGCUACCACCUGUGAAGCAGCUGCCCUGGAGAAGCAGAUCGACAACACAGGCAGCUCCACAUACCGCCCGCCUCCUCGGACCCGCGAGGUGAUGAUCAAUGGACAGAUGGUGAAGCUGAAGUACUGCUUCACCUGUAAGAUGUUUCGGCCACCCAGGACCUCACACUGCAGUGUCUGCGACAACUGCGUAGAGCGGUUUGACCAUCACUGCCCCUGGGUGGGCAACUGUGUCGGGAGACGGAACUACCGCUUCUUUUAUGCGUUUAUCCUCUCCCUCUCCUUCCUGACGGCCUUCAUCUUUGCCUGCGUGGUCACCCACCUGACUCUGCGCUCUCAAGAAAGCAACUUCCUCUCCACUCUGAAAGAGAAACCAGCAAGUGUGCUGGAGUUGGUCAUCUGCUUCUUCUCAAUCUGGUCCAUCCUGGGCCUCUCAGGGUUCCACACUUACCUCGUCGCCUCCAACCUGACAACUAACGAAGACAUCAAAGGGUCCUGGUCCAGCAAGAGGGGCGGUGAGGCCUCUGUUAACCCCUACAGCCAUAAAAGUAUUAUCACCAACUGCUGUGCCGUGCUCUGCGGCCCCCUACCUCCCAGCCUGAUUGACCGGCGGGGAUUCGUGCAGUCUGAUGCUGUGUUGCCCUCGCCCAUCAGAAGUGACGAGCCAGCCUGUGGGGCCAAGCCAGAUGCCAGCAUGUAUGUGCGGGGGCUGAAGGAGCUCCUGCGGACCGCUACUCUCUGCCUCUCCAGGAGUGGCCUGGGGGGAGCCAGGCACCCUGCACCUCCACCUGCCUAACCUGUGGCCCAUCUGCCACCAUCUGUGCCUACAGGGUCUGUCCCCCAGCCUGUCCUACUGUGUGCUCUCUAGAGACGCCCACAGUGGGCAGGUGCCGACCUCUUGGCCCCGCCCCCGCCCCUUGCUGGCCAGAGUAUAUAAUAAGCCAUACUGCAGCCUCAGCACAACAGACACUGCUGUGACCUGCUGAACCUCCC